Molecule: messenger RNA, 3142 nt
Organism: Octopus sinensis (East Asian common octopus)
Lineage: Eukaryota; Metazoa; Mollusca; Cephalopoda; Octopoda; Octopodidae
Exons: 12
Coding region: 461-2155 (564 amino acids)
Source: RefSeq, a predicted model, not a curated record
UCUGUGUUUGUAUUGUCCCCUUCAUCCUUCACCCUGGUGGCAAAUAAAAGAACUCAUCAUCAUCAUCAUCAUCAUCAUCAUCAUCAUCAUCAUCAUCAUUAUUUUUACGUUUAGAAUUGAAUGAUGUUUUUCUGGUCUCUUUUGAUAGACAUUAGUCAUUAAAGUCUAUAAUAUAUUCUGGCAAAUCAUGUCAGGACAGAAAAUGUCAAUAUUUGUGAUAUGUGUAGCAGCCAAUAGGUUUUUGUUGAUCAGUUUCUGAUUUAUAUAUUUAUAUAUUUUCAUUCAUGUAUUUCUUCUUUUUUCUUUUUCUUUUUCUUUUCUUUACAAUUUACUUGUGAUUAUUUCCCAGUGUAACUAACUUUUUACAAGAUAAGCUGACUAUAUAGAUAUAGAUAAGAAGAAAUUAUAGAUUUCAACUAAGAUCUACAACUACAGUCACUUAGGCAUACUUCUUGCCAGGAUGACAUACAUAUUGUUGUUGAUGGUUACGAUAUAUUUUAUUUCUUCAAAGCCUCUUAUCGUAUGCACUUUAUACACUAACCAAAAGUCUGUUAAGAACUUAAACUGCCCAAUUAUCCCAGGUGCCAAUGUAUCAUACUACAUAAUCAAUAUGACACACAAAGUGAAAGUUAUUUCUUGCAAUCAGAACUUCGAAAUUCACGUUCUUGAGUUAAAUGAACAAGUUGUUUGCGUUAAGAUACAACUGAUGAAAGGAGAACAAACUAUCGUGAAACCUCUACUAGUUUCUGCGAACAAUCAUGCAGCAAUUGCCAAAUUUAGACCAGAUUUUAUUGACUCUUCGGAACAGUUUACAAUUACUAUCAGACUGCUGAUGGAAAAACAAGGUGGAUAUUAUUGGAGUCAGGUAUUUAAAUAUGAAAAUAAUGCAAUUCCAGAGUGUGUGUCAUUCCAUUGUAAGAAUGAAAAAGAAUUUUUAGCAAUUAGUUUAAGCCAUCUGGACAAAAGAACUGCAAAGUAUAAUGUAUCCGUCACUUUAAAAAAUGAUCCAUUGCUGAUAACAUGGUGUGAGCAAACAUUUCAUAUGCAUCGUCAAACCAAAAAAGCCCAGGUUUUUUUCAACUACUCUUGCUUCCAAGAAUGUAAACGGACAUAUCGAAUAAUGGUGAAGCCCUUACAACUUAACAAACCAUACUUAGCUACAUUUUUAAGGAUUCCAUGUAACUGGAACACUUCUUUGGAGCUUCAAGCAAAACAAAACUUGUGUGGAGAUUUUGAACAGAUAACUACACUGGCACCAGUGAGUUUUAUUAAUACAACCAGUCAACCUUAUUUUUCCACAACACGCAUCCAGCCCCUGAAAGGCAGUAGUCAGGGCUCAGCUAUUUGGAUUUUGAUCCUUGUUUUGAUUUUAUCUUUAAUUAUCUGCUUAUUUAUGAUACUUCAAAGAAGAAAAUGUUUGAAAUAUUUACAGUGCACCAACGUAAACCAGGACACAGCUCAGCAACAAGGCUUGGUUAUAUGUUUCCCUCACCCCAUGGAGCACUGUGCUGCCGUCAAAGAACUAACUAUAAUGCUAAACAGUUAUACAAGUUUACAUGUAAGAAGUUCCCACAAAAUGAAAUUAAAAAGAAACAAAUUGCUUAAGAAACAAAUUCAACAUGUUUAUGACUAUUUCAACACCUUCAUUAUUGUUCAUUCAGAUGGUCUGUAUUAUCACUGCCAGAAUGAGGGGAAAAAUGGAAUUGGUCAAGAAAUGGCUGAUUUUACAAUUGAGCUUGUUAAAUUCUGCACAGAUAAUAUAAAUCAAUCAAAGAACAUUUUUCAUGUAACAUUUGAAGAUCUGAGUAAUUUUGAAAAUUCUCAGUUAUGCUCAGAUUCCCAAGAAAAUAUGUAUUACUUAUACAGGCCAAAUGUAUUGGCAAAUAAUAAUAGUCUGGACUUGAAUCAAAUUGAAAAUCUCUUGUGUGACAUAAAUGACCAACAGUCUGAAAUACAGCCAAGUAGAUCCCAUGUAAAAUUCCAAAUGAACUGGAAAGAAAGUCGAGAAAUACAAAAUUUAAAUGAUGCUUUAGUUUCUCGAGACUAUAAACAAAGGAUGUUUCCUAAUUGGUACACUGACAUGUUCCCCAAAUCUGAAAUUAACGAUACUUUGUCUAACUUCAGUUUUGACAAGGCUUCAAAAAUAACAGAUUAAAAAUAAUUAUUCCUGGGAAAGUAGUGUGAAUUUAGAUUUCCAGUCAAAUAAUUUUGUUUCUGGAUCCAUAUACAUAUUCAGAUAAUAUUUCAGACACUAAAACAGUAACAAAAUAUCUGUAUUUCUCAAGAAAAUUAAUUACAAUAACAUUUGAUAUCUUUCAGUUAAAUGUCAUUAAAAUGUAAAUAUGUCCAAAACAUGAGGAGGACCAUGUUGACAAUACUUGGAAUUAAAUAACUGUACAAUCUCUGAUGGAACCAAAAGCUUUGUAGAUGUGGAAUUGGAAUUAACAUAAGUAUAAUAGUUAAAAUGAAGAUUAAAAUUGCAGGGUCUAGAUAAUGUUGCCAUGAAAACUAGAUAGUCUAACAUUUCAGGUUCUUGUUCUUCAGCUAAAAUAGAAUAAAAUGAUAAAGUUAUUAUUUUUUUUCCCUUCUUCAUAUUUAAAUCAAGAGGAAGGUACUGCACAUGGCCCUUCACAGGGGCAUCCUGGACUGCUGGGAGGGAGGCAGGGAGUUAUCUUCAAACUGGAUAUUUGGCACAAAUGCUUGCAAUGGUGUAUAUUCUGCUAAUGGCACCAAGGGUACCGGGUAUUGGUGUUAAACUAGGUGAUAGAUUAAGUCUACUACUCAAGUAGAUCAUGGUGAGAUUUGAACUCAGAAUAUCAAGAGCUGAAACAAAUACUAUAAAGCAUCCAAUUCAACAUUCUUACAAGAAGGUAGAGAACAUUCAUCCACCCAUGACGAUGAGCAUUUGAAAACAAUACAGCUUUCUGGAACCUAACCAGAACAUUACAUCAGAAGUUUACUUGUAAGCAACUGGAAGAAGUGCGUGUUCACUUGAGCAAAAUGAGACCUGCACUUAUUAAUCGAUGUGGCCCAAUUCUUAUUUCUUUAUUGCCCACAAGGGGCUUAACAUAGAGGGGACAAACAAGGACAGACAAACGGAUUAAGUUGAUUACAUCGACCCCCGUGUUCUCAGUUGGUACUU